AUGGGCGCGGCGAGCUCGAGACUGGAGAAGGCGCUGGGCGAGCAGUUCCCUGAGGGUGAGCGAUACUUCGGUCUCGAGAACUUCGGCAACACCUGCUACUGCAACAGCGUCCUCCAGAUACGGACCCCCAAAAACCGAGAUCGUCGCGUGCACGCGGGCGCCUCGUUUCCUUCGCCCCCAAGGGCGGUACUUUACUUCUGUGUUCCUUUUCGCGAGCAAUUACUGGAGUACUAUGCAAACAAUAAAAGCGCCACUCUGGCACCCCUGCACUGGCCCGCUCAUCACCGUCCCGCGAGUCGGGGACCUCGUCUUCUACUUCCAGCAGGGCCACAUCAAGCAGGCCGGCCAAGCCCCGCCUUCCUCCCCUCCUCGCUUAAUUCUACCCCCGCCUUGCGGUUUCGCGCAGGGAGGCUCUUCUGCUUCGGUUCGCGCGCAGAAUUUACUUGCUCUUUUGGGUUUCUAGGUCAGAUUUGUCGAGUUCUCCCGGUGCUCCCACCCUGGCCUGCCACCACCACCGGUCGCCGGUCUCCGGAGAGGACGCCACCACCACCACCAUGGCAACGAGCCAAGUAUCCUUCAAUCAUCAAGGGGAUCUUCGACCGCUACCAGCAGACCACAGGGACCAGCGUGUGGAACGAGCAGUAUGAGCACACCUGCUUCAACGCCGACACCUCUGUCGUCAUCGCCUUCGAGGACGAUGAGGACACCGCAGGCGCCGUUGGCCUCGACGGCGGCUACCACCGCUACCACAUCGUCGUCACAUACCAAUUCCACAACGGCGUCCAGGCCGUCGAGUCCUUCUGCAGCUGCUGUCAUUGCUCCUUCCAUAGUUUGGGUGGGACUCGUCAGAUCGGCCUCCUAGUUUCCCAUUUCAGGGUGACUAGUGAUGCAGCACACCAAGAAGUAGCAGGCAUACCAAGCAGCAGCAGGGGAGGGGCUCUCUCGAACGUCGCUGCUGCCAGUCAUUGCUACUGUCACUGAUUGAUGAUGGAUGAUCGUUGUUAGUUUAGCUCGAUUGAUGUUCGUUUAGCUCCUUGAUAGUCCCUACCUCUCUUGCAAGCGUCUACUUCUGCUGGUAGAAAUAGAAAUGGUAGCUGUAGUCCCAUGUAGUUGUACUACCAUGUAGUUCCUCUACUCGGCAUGUAGUUCCUCUACUCGUUCUGCCCUUUGUUGAUUCAUUUCUAUGUUACUUUAGUCUUUGUUGAAUGUAUCUAUUAUUUACUAUUGUGUCUGUUGAAAGAAA
Messenger RNA from Triticum aestivum (bread wheat), 1243 nucleotides. RefSeq lists its product as uncharacterized. The transcript has 6 exons. The record is from RefSeq and is a predicted model, not a curated record. NCBI's taxonomy places the organism in Eukaryota, Viridiplantae, Streptophyta, Magnoliopsida, Poales, Poaceae. Bases 1 to 981 code for a protein of 326 amino acids. Gene Ontology annotation, molecular function: cysteine-type deubiquitinase activity.